Messenger RNA from Colletotrichum phormii, 447 nucleotides. RefSeq names its product P-loop containing nucleoside triphosphate hydrolase protein. NCBI's taxonomy places the organism in Eukaryota, Fungi, Ascomycota, Sordariomycetes, Glomerellales, Glomerellaceae. Gene Ontology annotation, cellular component: mitochondrial outer membrane. Gene Ontology annotation, molecular function: ATP hydrolysis activity; ATP binding. The transcript has 3 exons. The annotation marks the transcript as partial. The record is from RefSeq and is a predicted model, not a curated record.
AGAGGCGGUCUGACCCAGUUCCUGACCCAGAUCGACGGAUUAUCGGCAAGUCAAAAAGCGCCCUUCGUCUUGGUCGCGACAAACCGGCCGUGGGAUCUGGACGAGGCAUUCCACCGUCGGUUACCGCAUAAGAUUCUCUUCAAGCUUCCCGACGAGGAAUGCCGCCGGCGUAUCCCAUCGAGGACUUGUGAAUCUGAUGACCUCGACGACGAUGUUGACGUCACCAAGUUGGCGAAACAAACCGCAGGUUACUCUGGAUCUGAUCUGCGCAGUGUAUGCGCCCAGGCAGCGCUGAUGUGGUCCCUGGAGAAUGUGAAACUUGAACACCCCGAGCGUAAGCUGAGGUUGAAACGUAAACAUUUUGCAAGAGUUACCGGCAAGAUUCGACCAAGCAAUGCGCCACAAGCAUCAUGUCAAAUGCAAGAGUUUGUGGACAGAUUCAAUCCA